Molecule: messenger RNA, 1836 nt
Organism: Cajanus cajan (pigeon pea)
Lineage: Eukaryota; Viridiplantae; Streptophyta; Magnoliopsida; Fabales; Fabaceae
Source: RefSeq, a predicted model, not a curated record
AACACAACACAAACCUACCUCCCCAUACAACUGGACAUACGGAUUACAAACCAAAGCUUAGCUUAUACACAUAUACAAUUUAAAAGCUAAAACACAACAACAAAGCAAAUUUCUUUUGGGAGAAAAAUCAUGCUUUUUAAAGCUCACCCAUAUAAUUCCCACUCAUUAUCUUUGUUGCUUAAAGCUCAUGCCCUCUCCCAGCUCCCCUUAUCUCUCUCUCACUCUCACAUCAAUUCUCAAAGCAAAUUCCCUUCCCUUGCUCGAAAAAAGAAAGCAAAGAAACCUAGACGCACACCCCCCUCCAAAUAUAGCCCACUGAUGAGAAAGACCCACCACACACACAUUAAACCACAAACUCACUGAUCACAAUCUGUCCCAUAAAAACAACAACCUUAUUACACACAACACAAACAAAAACAAAAACUUUAACACCCUUCCAUGCGAUCAUGGAGGGAGGUGAUGACUUCCAAAACCACCAUCAUCGUCACCACCACCACCGACAAAACUUCCCAUUCCAACUCCUCGAGAAGAAAGAAGACCAAGACCCUCCUUCUUGCUCCACCUCAUCCCCAUACCCCUCUCUAGCCAUCUCAUCAGCCGAACCCUCCAACCAACUCCUCCCCACACCCUCCGAACCCUCCCCAAAAAAGCCGCCUCCAAAGAGAACCUCCACCAAAGACCGCCACACCAAAGUCGACGGCCGCGGCCGUCGAAUUCGAAUGCCAGCUCUCUGCGCCGCCAGAGUGUUCCAGCUCACGCGUGAGCUGGGACACAAGUCUGACGGCGAGACCAUAGAGUGNCUCCUCCAGCAGGCGGAGCCAGCAGUCAUCGCCGCCACGGGCACCGGCACCAUCCCCGCCAACUUCACAUCCCUCAACAUAUCUCUCCGGAGCUCGGGGUCCUCCAUGUCCGUCCCCUCCCAGCUACGAUCCAACUACUUCAACUCAAACUUCUCCCUCCAACCUCGUAGGAGCUUGUUCUUGGAGAACUCCAACACUUCCUCCACACUCCUCAAUUUCCAAUCCAACAACCCCAUCUCCACCGGCAUGUUCCAACCCAAGCACGAAUUGCGCGAAUCAUCAUCUCUAGACUUGUCCUCGGAGAACAACGAAGAGGGUUUGGGAAGAAAAAGGAGGCCAUCUGAGCAAGACUUGUCUUCAGCUAUGCAACACCAAGUUGGAAGCUAUUUGAUGCAAUCGAGCACCUCGGGGACAAUUCCGGCGAGCCACGCUCAGAUUCCGGCGAAUAUAUGGAUGGUGGCGAAUUCCAAUAGCCAAGGUGUGAGUGGCGAGGCUCCUUUGUGGACAUUCCCUGGGGUUAGUAACAACGCUUUGUAUAGAGGAACCAUGUCAAGUGGGUUGCAUUUCAUGAACUUUCCCACACCUAUGACCUUGUUGCCAGGUCAGCAAUUAGGGUCUUCAAUUGGUGGUGGCAAUAUGAAUGAAGGCCAUUUGAGUAUGCUUUCGGGGCUUAACCCUUAUCGGACGGUGAUCGGCGUUUCGGAGUCUCAGGCGAGUGAGUCACAGUCACAUCAUGGUGGAAGCGAGGAUCGGCAUGAAUGAUCAAUCAACGUGUGUAGUAGUUUGGUGUUUUAACACAACGUGACGUGAGGUUUGAUUAUUAUUGCCCUACGGAAUUGAGUUUUGUUUAUUUUGGAAAGAUAAUUAUUUUUGUUCUUUUUUCUUCUUUUUUUUUUUUUUUGGUGUGGUUAAUAUGUUGGAACUUGGAAGAGGUGGAUGAAUGAUGGAAGAGAAGAGGGUUUUUUUUUAGGGUUUGAGAGAUAUGAUAUGACACUAUUUAAUUAACAGUUGGAUGAUAUUAUUUGGCUUUAUUUCA